AUGAAUGGACAAAACUUCACCUUGUGUCCGGUAUCCGAAUUUUACAAACGGAUACUUCUGCCCGUGACCUACAGUGUGGUGUUCAUGCUUGGCCUGGUCUUGAACGGGGCUUUACUUUGGUCGGUGUGUGAACGGACGAGACGCUGGAGUCGCUCCGUUAUCUAUCUUACCAACCUGGCCGUGGCGGACCUACUCUACGUGCUGGCUUUGCCGCUUCUCAUCAUCAGCUACGCCUACAACAGCGCGUGGCCUUUCGGUGACUUCACAUGCAGAGCCGUGAGGUUCUUUUUCUACGCCAAUCUUCACGGCAGUAUGAUGUUCCUCAUGUGCAUCAGCGUGCACCGCUUUCUCGGAGUGUGUUACCCCAUGACCGCGUUCCGGUUGAGGACUAACAACUUCGCCGUUUUAGUAUCUGUUUCGGUGUGGGUCCUGGUGACGGCGGAGAUAGCGCCCACUCUUGUGUACUCACACACGGGUUCAAUAAACAAUAUGACGGUGUGCUUUGAGAUGACUAGCCCCAGGAACUUCAAGCAAUACUUUCCCUACGGGAUCUUUUUGGCGCUGGUUGGAUUCCUAAUACCGUUUCUCGUCAUAGUGUUCUGCUACUGCUCCGUGAUGUGGGUUCUGUAUGACAGGACCGGAGGAGGCAGCACACGCGUGCGAACGAAGAUGCGCAGAAAGUCGUUGCGUGUGAUCCUGGCGGUGUGUCUGAUGUUCGUGCUCUGUUUCGUCCCGUACCACAUCGCGCAGACGUCGUACAUGUUCGUGCGCGUGUAUAUGAGCGCGGACUGCAGGGUUCUGAACGUGGCGAUGAUAUCAUACAAGGUGUGGAAGCCGCUCGUGAGCUUUAACUGCUGCGUCAACCCUCUGUUCUACUUCCUCGCGUCUAGUAGGCAACGCAGGGAGAUCUGGGACCGGUUGAUGCGCAAACACAGGAAGAUACAACCGGCGCUGUGCCUGGUGGAAGUUGCCGGUAGACCGGAUCAUCAUAUAUGUAGUCAGAUGGUUGAGCGGUGA
Molecule: messenger RNA, 1017 nt
Organism: Hypomesus transpacificus
Lineage: Eukaryota; Metazoa; Chordata; Actinopteri; Osmeriformes; Osmeridae
Product: P2Y purinoceptor 3-like
Exons: 1
Coding region: 1-1017 (338 amino acids)
Biological process (GO): G protein-coupled receptor signaling pathway
Cellular component (GO): plasma membrane
Molecular function (GO): G protein-coupled receptor activity
Source: RefSeq, a predicted model, not a curated record